Messenger RNA from Mytilus trossulus (common blue mussel), 708 nucleotides. RefSeq lists its product as uncharacterized. Bases 143 to 613 code for a protein of 156 amino acids. The record is from RefSeq and is a predicted model, not a curated record. NCBI's taxonomy places the organism in Eukaryota, Metazoa, Mollusca, Bivalvia, Mytilida, Mytilidae. The transcript is spliced from 4 exons.
UUACUUGUGUGGUUUGGGUUUGAAAAAAAUCCCCAGCUAGAAGUAUUUCCUGAUAAAAAUAGUAUAAAAGCAGAUUGCUAUAUCAGAGCCCUCUAUCAGAUCUGGUCUCAGUCGACAAAUACUUUAAAAAAAACCAGAAACCAUGAAUAGCUUCGCUUUUGUUGUUAUAUUUGCUGUGCUGGUUACUUUAGCCACUGCUAACAGUUAUACUCAACGAUCAUUGGGUUCACAGGGAUCCAGACUUUUGGGAAGUAGAUGGAAUAGUAGACAGCUUAGUAAUGGAUGGAACAGUGGUUGGAAUGGUGGAAGACUGUCAGGGGGAUUAAAUGGCGGAUAUCGAAGACACAAAAGAGCAGCUACAUAUGAUCCAUACAGAAGCAGUCAUUUUGACAGUAGAUUAGGACGUAUAGACAGUGGAUUAGGACAUUUAGACAGUGGAUUAGGACAUUUAGACAGUGGACUAGGACGUUUUGACAGUGGAUUAGGACGUUUAGACAGUGGAUUAGGAAGUUUUGACAGAUGGGGACGUAAAUCAGGAAGGAGAUCUAGUUUAGGAUGGAGAUCUAAUUCAGGAUUGAGAUCUAGUUCAGGAUUGAGUCUUAGAGGAUAUUAAGAAAAUAGAAGAACACAAGAAGUGUGUGAUAACAUAAAGUGACAUCAACCAUCCGUAGAUUUUUUUACUUUUUCAAAUAAAAUGUGUGUACGUUU